This is a messenger RNA of Durusdinium trenchii, 651 nucleotides long. NCBI's taxonomy places the organism in Eukaryota, Dinophyceae, Suessiales, Symbiodiniaceae. The record is from the annotation of a GenBank genome assembly.
AUGCGACGCUUCAUUGUUGAAGGCUCAGGUUCUGAUCCAUCAACGCCAACCACCUCACCCACAACAUUUAGUGCUAAGAUCACCACUUUGGACCCGGCGGAAAUUGCUUCACGCUAUCCGGCUAAGCAAAAGCACGAAGGACCAGGCCUUUGCUUGCGGAGACUUCGUAUCUCGCAGGAUCCCCCCAUGUGGAUAGUUCCAAAUGUGGUGGACACAAGAGAAGCUGGCCGUCUCAUGGACCUGAUGGACAGGCAGCAGGGGCGUGUGCCUCCAAACGGCUGGAGAGUUCCUGAGGGGGAGGAUAUUCAGGAGUUAAUGGCAGACCUGGAAGGGAGAUUAGCAGCUGCAGCAGGUGAUCCGGGGCAGCCUCCACUUGGAGACUUGGAGUUGAGACGCCUGCCGGCUGAGGCCUUGAGUGGCGCAUCUGUGGUCUCCCGACCUAAGGAAGUCAAACCCUGCAGAGCUGUGUAUCUAUUUCUGCAUGACAUACCAAGUGAUGGUGCCGGAGAGCUGCUGUUUGUGAAGUCGAAGCUCCAGGUGAGGGCUCGCGAAGGCUUUGCGGUCGUUUGGGACAUGGACUCUUCGGAGCAUCAAGGCCUGCCACCGCGAAAUCGUGCACGGUAUGGCAUUUCUUGUACAUUUUGCCUUUGA